Leptinotarsa decemlineata (Colorado potato beetle) is the source of this 515-nucleotide messenger RNA. RefSeq names its product putative acyl-CoA-binding protein. The record is from RefSeq and is a predicted model, not a curated record. Gene Ontology annotation, molecular function: fatty-acyl-CoA binding. Gene Ontology annotation, biological process: fatty acid metabolic process. NCBI's taxonomy places the organism in Eukaryota, Metazoa, Arthropoda, Insecta, Coleoptera, Chrysomelidae.
ACGAAUGUAAAAUGUCAUAAUUUUCACCGACUCGUAAUACAAUUUAACUAAAUUAAUCUGUUUUUAUUUUCAGAUAAAGAUGUCGUUGGAAGAGAAAUUUCAAAAGGCAGUAGAAGAUAUAAAAAAGUUGAAGUCGAAACCCUCUGAUCAAGAUUUAUUGGAAAUCUAUGGACUAUUUAAGCAAGCUACCGUUGGAGACGUGAAUACAGAUCGUCCUGGAUUAUUAGAUCUAAAGGGGAAAGCAAAGUGGGAUGCCUGGAAUGGAAGAAAAGGAUUGGCUCAGGAUAAAGCCAAGGAACUUUAUGUGGCCAAAGUACAAUCUCUAAUCGAUUCUCUAGGACUUCAGUAGUCAAUCUACUUCUUUCAACAUGAUUCUAUUAGUACCUAUUUGUUAAUUAUUUACGUAUAGGCACAUUUUCGAUAGAUUUUUUUAAGUUGCAUAUGGUGCAUAUGAAAUAUUGAUAACUUUUGUACUUGCCGGUGAAUAGAAAUAUUACAUCACAUACAUCUCUGAA